Vollenhovia emeryi is the source of this 3210-nucleotide messenger RNA. Its product is annotated as zinc transporter ZIP3-like. Gene Ontology annotation, cellular component: plasma membrane. Lineage: Eukaryota; Metazoa; Arthropoda; Insecta; Hymenoptera; Formicidae. Bases 883 to 2445 code for a protein of 520 amino acids. The transcript is spliced from 3 exons. Gene Ontology annotation, biological process: zinc ion transmembrane transport. The record is from RefSeq and is a predicted model, not a curated record. Gene Ontology annotation, molecular function: zinc ion transmembrane transporter activity.
UGUUUCCUAUUGUGUUUACAUUUUUAUGUUCUCUCCUAUCCUUCCUAUCCUUCUCUCGUUUUUUUUCAACUUCUCCUUUCCAUUCUACUUUCGUUCCUGUGCAUUCUCCUUUUUUCCCCUCCUUCGAUUUCGCGUACAUGCCGACGCGAAGAAAGAGAGCGACUCCACGUCGGCCUUACGCUACUGAAUGAGGGACGAUCAGUCGUGGUGCAGGUGCCAGAAAGAGUAUGCACGCUAGCAAGUGAUCGUUGGACAAGGACAAGCGUAGCGUUCGCGGGAGUGGGCAGGAAACGGUUCGGUUCGCACUAUGUAAGACGACGAGGCGGCGGCCGAGGGGUCCGAUCGAGCUGAGUUCCCCUCGAGACCGGAGUAGUGUCCGAUCGGCCGUCGCGCCGCGUGGAGCUUUCCGCCGUUCGCGAUUGUUCGCUUCGUACAAAAUCGUAGGGUACAACUGAUUGAGGAAGCUCAGGCUCGAUCCGAAGUUUCGUCCGACUGGGUCGCCGCGAACGUGAUCGUCCUCGCGAAAGGGUCCUCGAGAAUCGGAGAACGGGACAUUCUCGAUAGGAAGUGCGAGCUCGUGAGAUGAAUCCCGUCGUCGACAGGAACGCGCAAAUGAGAGCGGUGGUGAAGUGAUGAUGAAGUAAACUUUGUCGCGACAUCGGCGUCUUGCGCGGUUCUUAUUCCCGACACUUCACUAGCGUAUGUUUAACGAGAUACGUGUGAUCGCUUCGACACCGGCGUUGUGAAAUCCCCGAGAAAGAAGAAGAAGAAGAAGAAGAAGAAGAGAGAGAGAGAGAGAGAGUGUGUGUGUGUGUGUGAGAGAGAGAGAAAGCAAGGUUUUCUUCAUCAUAUCUUCGUUAUCGGUACCAAACGGUAUACGAAAUGGAGGAGGACACGACGACGUCCAAUAUUCUUCUGAUGUCGAAGAUCGGCGCGAUGGUCGGUCUCGGCUUCGGUUCCCUCGCACUGGGAACGUUACCGAUGAUGGUGGGACGUUACAGGGCCAGGAAACAACUUGGUCAGAAACGUGGCCAAGCGAUCUCCUUCAAUCAUUCCAGCACCUCCACGUCCACUUCGGCGUCCUCGCCGAGCAUUGACUCGGCCUCCGUGUCGAACAAGCAAGGUCUCUUGACGUCGCUCUUGCUCUGCUUCGGCGGCGGCGUGCUCCUGUUCACGACGUUCGUACAUCUGGCGCCAGAAGUGCGCGCUAGCGUUGAAACUCAUCAGUCGAAUGGCCAACUGCCCGAUUUGGGUACCCUCGGUCUGGCAGAGCUGCUCUUCUGCGGCGGUUUCUUCUUCGUCUAUUUGGUCGAGGAAGCCGUGCACGCUGCCCUUACCGGCAAACCCGAAUCUUCGGAAGCGUUGCUCUACCGGACGGUGUCGGUGCGAAGAUGCAACAACAAUCAGACGGGCCCAUCGGGUUCGUCAAUGGUGUCAAACGGCUCGAUCACCACCGUGUCCACGACGACCAAGUCCACCGCGUGGAAAGACACCAGCGACACCGAGGACAACAGGGAUCAAACGGAUGUAGACCGGCCGAAACUCCACGAUUCUCGCGAGGCGAGCAAGGACAACAAGGUGCUGCCCGCUAUAUUCGUCCUGCCCGUCGCGUUAACGAACGAAGGGCAUCAAGCUGCCCAGAAGCAUUCCGAUUUAGAACUAGCGAUGCCGGAACUGAGCUACCCGGUCAAUCAUCAUCAUCCUCACGACCAUCAUCAGUACGGCGCGAUGAUGCAAAACACCUCGGUGCAAGGAUUGCUGACUGUACUCGCGUUAUCAUUCCACGCGAUAUUCGAGGGUCUGGCGGUGGGCCUGGAACCGUCCAUCAGUUCGGUCGCGUAUUUGGCGGCCGCUAUCGCGACUCACAAACUGGUCAUCUCCUUCUGCGUCGGUAUGGAGCUCUACGUGGCCGGCGCUUCGACCAGGACCACCCUCGGCUACCUGUCAAUCUUCUCUAUGGUUACGCCGAUCGGGAUCGCCGUGGGACUUGUCCUCGAUCAUUUCAAGAAUGACAGCGAGAAUUUGGGGCCUACACCCACCAUACUCCAGGGCAUGGCGGCCGGCACCCUGCUGUACGUGGUGUUUUUCGAGGUGCUGGCGCGAGAGAGAGCGAACGAGAAGAGCGGUUUGCUGCAGCUGGUCGCAAUCAUUAUCGGGUUCACGCUGAUGCUGGGACUACAGAUCGCCACUGCCCAUUCCCACUCACACGGUGGCCACGGACACGGACAUUCGCACAACCACACGCAUAUGGAGCAACUCGAUCACGAUCAUGAUCACGAUCACGAGCACGAGCACGAGCACGAUAUCGUCACGGAGGCGAUCGACAAAGUAACCGACAGCAUCGCCGAGGCCGUCUCCAACGCCUUCACGUCGACUACGCCGUCGACGAUAGUACAACCGACCAACGUGAGCGAGACCAGCCCGUUACAUCCUCAGCGAAGUUAGGGGACCGAUCUUUGGGUUCCCGCAAGUACAAAGCUCCACGGCUGAAUUCUCUUCAGAUUCAGCGCAACCACGAUCUCUCGGGAAGCUCGAAGAUCUCGAGAUGCCUUUACUCAGGGGACUCUUCUCAUGCGCUUUUUUUUUAAUCAUUUAGCGAAGUAAGAAACUGAGAUAUUGAUCAGUGUCAAGCUGACUUUUUAGUGUCUAGAUUUACGUCGUGAAUCGGAUCGAUGAACUCGACCAUGUUGCUGGUGGACAUGGUGCGUGCGAUAGGAAACUCGUAUCGCACCGCCACGCAACGUUACAUUCGAUAAGAAACGACAUCUUUCAUCGCUACUCCGACGGAAAACUACGCGUCUGAGAAGAAUCUUUACGGAUUUCCGACAGUUUCGUCAACUAUCGCGAAAGGUUGAAAUUUCUCGCUCAAAGUCGCGACUGGAAAAAGAUCGCGCGCCAAAACACUGUAUUUGCCUAUGAGCCGAGUUUAUUUUUUUAGAUACGUAAUAGAGAAUAAGUCAAUCCGUAGUUUAUUUAAGUGCCUUCGAGACCUAGAUACUUCACAGUAUCGAAAAUAUUUAUUGGUAGUAAUGUGCGAAGGCGAUCUCCAGAGUUUAAACGGUUCUCCUUGGUAGCGAUAAAAAAAAGAGGUGGGCGCUGAGCUUAUCGGGAGAGCCGGUCCAUCGAUUUCCUAAUUACUCAACGAAUCCAAACAAGCCAUGUGCAUUUAUAGCAAGAAAUUUUAAUAAAUUAUCACAGCUAUUUUUAUUA